This is a messenger RNA of Macroventuria anomochaeta, 570 nucleotides long. RefSeq lists its product as uncharacterized. Lineage: Eukaryota; Fungi; Ascomycota; Dothideomycetes; Pleosporales; Didymellaceae. Bases 1 to 570 code for a protein of 189 amino acids. The transcript is spliced from 2 exons. The record is from RefSeq and is a predicted model, not a curated record.
AUGAAAGGCACAACGACAGCUCCAGAGACGUGUGAGCACAUCUCCAUGAUCACUUCAGAGCUGACCGAGAUCAUCUCUCAGAAGUCAGUGGCACAGUCUAAAAUCCCUGACGCAAACGCGUAUUACGCAGCCAAAAUGUUCCCCAACUUCCACGAAUGGAGAGCAUUCCGUAACACCUCCACGAAGGCUGCAGACUGCGCCCUAACUUCCGAUCUAAUCACUUCCAUGCACUCCUUCGGCGACUGCCUGACCAUGGCAUCCGAGUACGCCAACGAGCUUCGCCUCGCACUAAAAGCCGAAGGCCCAGAGUACACAGACGAGCAAGACUCAAUCAUCAAGAUGCUUCCCAGGCCCAUCUUCAGCCUCUUCUUCCUCACCAUGACCACUCUAGCGCCCGUCGCCUCCGCAAGCGGCGCUUCCGAUCGCUAUGAUCCCUUCAACCAUUGCGGUGCACCCUUCUGUGGUUCCACGGGCAAUGUCGCCGCUGCUGGUGCUCUAGCUCGCGUGGAGCGCAACGGUACCGCAGGUAUCGUGAACGACAAGCUCAACGACAAGCUUCCGAAGAUGUAG